UUCUGCUCAUUCUUGCAGUGCAAAGAGUGCCGUCGUGGGGUGCACAAAGCGCCGCUCUUGUAUAGCAACCAGAGCACGCCAACUCAAAAUGCCAGGCUUUUGGGACACAGUGUUCCUCGUCUACGAAAUUUUGGCAAUUUAUUUAGUGGUGAGAUUCCUGGCUGCCCUAAUUUUCAGUCUAGUUGCCACCAUUUACAUCCACUGGCUGUACAAGAAGCUUUUCCAGCCAGUCAACUUAACCUCACGCUAUGGAAAGUGGGCAGUUGUGACAGGAUGCACUGAUGGAAUCGGCAAGAACUACGCCAAAGAACUCGCGGCCAGGAAAUUGAACUUGGUGCUCAUCAGUAGAAAUGCCGAGAAGCUCGGCGCGCUUGCCAAAGAAAUCGAAUCGGAAUUCGGAGUCGCCAUCGUGAAGAUUGUUGCAGAUUUUACUGGCGGACAAGAUAUUUACAAGAAAAUUGAAGAUGACAUCAAAGACCUGGAUAUUGGAGUUUUAGUUAACAAUGUGGGCAUCACCAACCCGAAGCCAAUUUACCUUGAGGAAAUGAGUGCUCGCGAGAUGUGGGACCUGGUGUUGGUGAACGUGGGCGCCUCCACGGCGAUGACACACUUGGUGCUGCCGGGGAUGAAGCGGCGCCGCCGAGGCAUUAUUGUUAACAUCUCUGCCUUCUUAGAACGCGGCCCUAUCCCCUAUUUCAGCCUCUAUGCAGCCACCAAGGCGUACAUGAAAAGCUUUUCGGACGCUCUGCGUUUUGAGUGUCAGGGCACUGGAGUAGAAGUGCAGACCCUUUCGCCCUCUUUCGUCAACACUCAGCAGUCGGCCGCGUGGGGAGUGACCAGCGACCAGGAGGGACUUUUUGUGCCAUCCCCAAGCAUUUUUGCUAAACACGCCGUGGCCACAUUGGGAAUAGCGCAGAAUACGUCUGGAUAUUGGCCUCACGAGCUACAGUACGAGUUCUUCAAAUUGGGAAAUGACUGGGUGUGGAUGUCUGGUGCAACAAAAAGAUUUCCUACCCCAAGUAGGGUUACCAUAACUGAGGUGCCAGCUGAUGAACCUGAGAAAACUGAGGAGCAGUCUGAGGAAAAAUCACACAAUGAAUGAUUGCAUUAUAAUAUAAACCCAUAGAUUCAUUUGAAAGAUAAAAUUUUUUUGUAAUAAUUUUCUAAUAAAGAAUGCAAUAAAAGCUUAAAACAAAAUAGCCUCAACUGAUUCAUAUGAUAAUAAACUUAAUCAUUUUAUCAUCUUUAUAUUUGAAAAUGUAUUGUCUUUGAAAGAUUUUUUCUAACUAUUCAAAAAGCAUAAAAUAAUACAUAUACUUUAAAUGCACGAGCUAAAAUGUUUGUA
Neocloeon triangulifer is the source of this 1345-nucleotide messenger RNA. RefSeq names its product inactive hydroxysteroid dehydrogenase-like protein 1. Gene Ontology annotation, molecular function: oxidoreductase activity. The coding region runs from base 89 to 1102 and encodes 337 amino acids. Gene Ontology annotation, cellular component: endoplasmic reticulum. The record is from RefSeq and is a predicted model, not a curated record. The transcript has 6 exons. Lineage: Eukaryota; Metazoa; Arthropoda; Insecta; Ephemeroptera; Baetidae.